This is a messenger RNA of Tremella mesenterica DSM 1558, 1017 nucleotides long. RefSeq lists its product as uncharacterized. The record is from RefSeq and is a predicted model, not a curated record. Lineage: Eukaryota; Fungi; Basidiomycota; Tremellomycetes; Tremellales; Tremellaceae. Gene Ontology annotation, molecular function: 3-dehydrosphinganine reductase activity. Bases 1 to 1017 code for a protein of 338 amino acids. Gene Ontology annotation, cellular component: endoplasmic reticulum membrane. Gene Ontology annotation, biological process: sphingolipid biosynthetic process. The transcript has 7 exons.
AUGUCUUUUCUCUACCCUCUCGUGGCCCCAUUCAUCUCAACCAUCGUCGUCAUCGUGUUAGCUGCUAUCGUCAUGCCAUUCUGGAGUAAAUCAAAGUUUCAACCUGGGGGAAAGAUAUGUUACAUCACAGGAGGUUCCUCCGGGCUGGGUAAAGCACUAGCUGGUGAUAUGUUAAAACAAGGUGCAAGUGUCACCAUCGUCGCUAGGGAUAUCAAAAAGUUACAAGAAGCAGAGGAAGAGCUCAAACCUCUCGUCUUACCAGGUCAAAAACUUCAAAUCAUCUCGGCAGAUCUCAUGUCCUCCAAAACAUCCUCGGAAGCUCUCGAUCAGGCUAUAGAGUUUCACGGUAGGAUACCGGAAUAUAUAUUCAACUGCGCGGGUUUCUCUCAACCUAGGUUUUUGGUCGAUUCCACUCCCGAGGAUUGGCAGAAGGGUCUUGAUGGGACUUAUUGGGUCCAAGCGUGGACGGCUUUCGCCGCUAUCAAAAAGAUGAUAUCCCAUCGUGUCAAAGGGAAAAUAAUCUUCGUGUCUUCGUUCCUUGGAUACACAUCUUUCGUCGGAUACACUUCGUAUUCCCCUGGAAAGUAUGCUCUUAGGGGCCUCGCAGACGCCCUCCGAUCCGAAAUGCUCUUACAUAAUGUCGACAUACAUAUCUACAUGUCGGCAGGUAUAGACAGUCCAGGUUUUGUAGAAGAAAACAAGACGAAACCUGAAAUCACAAAGAAGAUUGAAGAAGGUGAUUCACCCAUUUCACCGGAAGAAUGUUCUAGGUUGUUGAUACGUGGUUUGAACAAAAACCAUUAUCAAAUCAUAUCUCACUUGGUGACUGACCUGAUGCGUAUGACUUCCAAAGGAGCGGUACCGGGGAAUAACGUCGUGGUCGAUUUCUUCCUUUGGUUGAUUUCUGGACCGGGUGUACCGGUUUGGAGGAUGAUAACUGAUUGGCAAAUCCGUCGAGCGAGGGUAAGGGUGGAGAGGGAUUUGGAAAUGAAGGGGUUUUAUGAGGUGGGAAAGUAG